GUCAUCUCCUCUUCUAGAGGGAAAAUAAAAUUCCUUCGACAAUGGAGACCCUCAUGCCCACCGCAGCAACUUAUCCAAACCCAAAACAGGUUCAUGGUAAUUGGUUUAGUCGGUUCGGAAACACAAGCUUCAAUUUUCGAAAAGGGUUCUCUUCUGAGCUAUUCACCUCUCGAAAGCUUUCAUUUGGAUUGAGAAGAUCUGUAACUGUUGGGGUCAAAAAGCAGAGCAACAAGAAGGAAGACACCCAUAGCUUCGUACCUAAACCAGAUGAGGCCACUGGGCCUUUCCCUGAGGCUGUACUUCUUAAAGAGAAGAAGGUUCAGGAAGAUGGUAAACUUCUCCCUGAAUUCGCUGACGUUGAAGAGCAAAAGCUCUAUGAAUUUCUGAACCUUGAGCUGGAAAGUCAAUUGAAGGUAGAGCGUAUGCGACACUAUGAAGUGGUUUAUCUAAUCCAUGAGAAACAUGCGGAAGAGGUGGGCAGUGUUAAUGAAAAAGUUCAAGGCUUUUUAAGGGAGAAGAAAGGCAGGAUAUGGAGACUGAAUGAUUGGGGUAUGCGAAGGCUAGCAUACAACAUAAAGAAAGCCAAAAAUGCUCACUAUAUUUUGAUGAAUUUUGAGUUGGAAGCCAAAUGGAUCAAUGAAUUCAAGAGCUUGUUAGACAAAGAUGAGAGAGUUAUUCGACACCUUGUGAUAAAGAGAGAUGAGGCAAUCACAGAGGAUUGCCCACCUCCACCCGAGUUUCACACGUUGCGUGCAGGCAUGGAUGAUGAGGAGGAGGAGGAGGAGGAUUUAGAUUAUGAUGACACCUAUGAUGACGAAGAUUACGAUGAGAGUUGGGAUGGUGAGAGUGAGAUGGAGGUUUAUGAUGAUGACAUGGAGGAUGGUAUUAUAAUCAUGAACAGUGAUGAUAUGAAUGAUGACUCAGCUUGCGUAAAUGGGGAAGGAAAAAGAAACCGGUUAAAAGAGAAAGCAAGGAGGUAGAUAGGUAGUUUCUUGGAAGUUUUAAGCACCUUUGUAUGAGUUGAGAAACAUUCAGAUUUCAUAGGACAGGUUGAUGCAGUCUGUUACCGAGUAUAAUAGUGUGCACCAAAUUAAUCAAAGAAAUGUUUUUGGUA
This is a messenger RNA of Manihot esculenta (cassava), 1114 nucleotides long. RefSeq lists its product as uncharacterized. Gene Ontology annotation, biological process: translation. NCBI's taxonomy places the organism in Eukaryota, Viridiplantae, Streptophyta, Magnoliopsida, Malpighiales, Euphorbiaceae. The coding region runs from base 42 to 980 and encodes 312 amino acids. Gene Ontology annotation, molecular function: small ribosomal subunit rRNA binding; structural constituent of ribosome. The transcript is spliced from 5 exons. The record is from RefSeq and is a predicted model, not a curated record. Gene Ontology annotation, cellular component: cytosolic small ribosomal subunit; ribosome.